AUGGACAACCUCCUCCCCGCCCCCUUGGUCACCACCGAGCGCUACUUCGACCGCCCCACCUCCUCCCUCACCCCGACCUUCCAGACCUCGACCUCCACGCGAGACUCGAUCCCGCACCAACCCCCGCGCUCGCGCCUCCUCCACCUCCACUUCUCGGGCCGCGACCUGCCGGAGCCGGACGCCCGCUCGCGCGCCUCUUACGCCGUCAUCUACCACGCCCUGGAAGUUCCCGCCCGCCUCUCGACCGUGUCGGACGUGUCCAUCACGCGCACUGCGCCCGACGCCUCCACAUCCCGCGGCCCAUCCGCCUCCAUGAAGCGCCGCUCCUCCACGCCCGCGCUGGUGCGCGCCGUCUCCGCCCCCGUCUCCCGCCUCAAACCCAAGUCCUCCGCGCACCGCGCACCCGCCGCCGCCGCCGCCUUCGCCGCCCCCACUACCCCCGAGCACAUCGUCGCCGACGACGGCACCUCCGUCAUGCGCUCCGCCUGGACGAAGCUCGCCACUACCGACGUCGCGCGCAAGUUUGGCAGGGAUGUCGAGUUUUCGAAGGCCUUCCCUUUCCACUAUAUCCCCGGCACGGGACAGGUCAUCCGCGUCGCCUUCUUCGACUGCACGAGUAAGAAGGUCGAGAAGCAGCGCCUCAUUGGCACCGCCCAGCUCAGAGUCAGCGCCGUCUACGCCGCGCAGGGGCGCCCUGUUACGUUUCCCCUCAAGUUUCUUCCCGUCAAUGAGAAGGACGUCAAGCGUAGUAACAAAAUCCCACACGGCUCGCUUCUCGUCACUGGGGAACGCAUGGAUGUGGAGCGAGGCAUCUUCUAUAUCGACGCUGAGUGCAACCCCAUUGUGCGCGCAAAGGCUCUGUCCUCUGCUUCUGUGAGAAGAAUAUUUUAUACUAUUCAUGCCGUGCUUGACAAAAAACCGGAUUCGGACUUUUGGACCUUGAUCUUUCGCUCGGAGACCGUCGAUAAGAUUAAUCGAAAACAGGAUGGCGGCAGCUUGGAAUACAACUAUUUUACCAGCAGGCGGGUGGUGGCCAAACCAGGCUUCAUUAUUGAGGAUGUUGAUGCGAAGGAACGACAGAGGCAACUUCAAUUUGCUAGAGGAGAGUCUGUCAAGUCACAAGGCAGUUUGUUAAACAAGGGCAAAAAGCUACUCGGCAUCAAGAUUAAGAAACAGUUCUUUUCACUGCCGAGUGCCAACUUGAAUCUCGCAGGGGAUGAUAUCAAGUUGAAAUUGUCGCUUUUUGAAGACAAAGGGUCUGUGGGAGGGUUCGAUCUCAUUGCCGAUACAGAGUUUCGAAUCGCAGACUUGAGGUCUCGAGGGUUGGGAGAAUCAGUACCUAUACGGGUGCAUUCCAACACUGUUGGGAAGGCCGUGCUCAAGUACGUCGAGUGCGGUCCCAACCCCACCUACUUUUGUUUGUCGCUUGAAAUGCAGGGGCUACGGUAG
Messenger RNA from Chondrus crispus (carragheen), 1449 nucleotides. RefSeq lists its product as hypothetical. NCBI's taxonomy places the organism in Eukaryota, Rhodophyta, Florideophyceae, Gigartinales, Gigartinaceae. The coding region runs from base 1 to 1449 and encodes 482 amino acids. The transcript has a single exon. The record is from RefSeq and is a predicted model, not a curated record.